Molecule: messenger RNA, 1065 nt
Organism: Saccharomyces paradoxus
Lineage: Eukaryota; Fungi; Ascomycota; Saccharomycetes; Saccharomycetales; Saccharomycetaceae
Gene: LSB5
Product: Lsb5p
Exons: 1
Coding region: 1-1065 (354 amino acids)
Biological process (GO): actin filament organization; endocytosis; actin cortical patch localization
Cellular component (GO): actin cortical patch
Source: RefSeq, a predicted model, not a curated record
AUGGGGUUUCUUUCGGAUCAUCCGCAUACGGCUAUCACUGAGACGAUCUUUCGAAUUGUCUCUUCAAGGGACUACACACUAGAAGUGGAGCUAUCUCCCUUGAUUCAGCUUAUCAAAGCAGAUCACAACGACUAUAACUAUACUGUCAACCAGGAGGAGGCUGCGCGAGCACUUAGAAAGAAGAUAAAGUAUGGGAACCGGCUGCAACAGUCCAGGACUCUGGACCUUUUGGAUCUGUUUAUUUCACAGGGCGUUAAGUUUACAGUCAUGUACAAUGAUGACAAGCUGCUGCAAAGGUUGAAAGGGAUGGCCACGAACUCUGAGAACAGUGGGUCCGGUGAGAAGUAUGAGCCUAGGAUUAUCAAGAAGUGUGCAGCAUAUGCUAUUUCGUGGUUAAACUACAUUACUCAGAACAGCCUGGAGAAUGCAAGGGCCUAUGCAGGCCUUUAUCAGUUGGGCCAAACGGUUAAACAAAGGUACUCUAAGAGCAACCGUUCUGGUCGUAGUGGUGGAGGAGCUGGCGGACGGUCUAACUUCAUGAAUGAUAGUGCUGACGACACUUUGUACCAGUCCAACUCGUUGACCAGCGCCGAUAGAUUGUAUAGGAUUCCACAGAUCAAUAUGAACAAGGAGGCACCCAGGAUUCGGCUCAUAAUCAGUGAUGCUCUCGCGUCCGCUGUGUCGUUACAGAACUCUCUGAUCGGCUUGCCUAGGGGCAAGUACUCCACGGACGAUGAAGAGGCCACGUCCAAGUUCAUCCAGGCCAGGGCCAUCAGGAGGAAAGUUCUUAGAUAUUUGCAAUUGGUGACGGAGGGUGAGUUUCUGGGUAGCUUGAUUCAUGCCAAUGAUGAAUUGGUGGCUGCGUUGACUGCAUACGACGACCGAAGCGCUCAGGACGAUAGCAGCGAUGAGAACGAUCAUGGCUCGUACGAUGACGAUAUUUAUGAUGAAAAUGAGCAGGAUAACAGCAGGUAUAUCGACAGCGAGUCCUCGGAGGAAGAGAGUUUAUCUUCCUAUCAGCCGUCCACGAUGUCAAACCCAUUCGGGGAUCAUAACAAAAUUUAA